GCUUUACGCUUAUGACUCAAUAAUGUGUUAUUUUAAGCAUAAUAAAUUUUCAUAUUUCCUCUUCAAAAUUUUUGUUACCGAUUUCAACAUCAUAUUAUACAGGGACUUCUUCAGGAAAAAUUCUGGAAAGUUAUUGGAUCGUGAAGUAAUUUUUGUUCCAAGACAAACUCGAAGUUCGCCUUAAUUAGACAUUUUGGUUUAGAAUUUAUAGAUCCAUAUACGUUGAAAUUAUUAUUUACAACUUUGAAAAGUUGUGGUUUGUAGGCGGAGACAUUAAUAUGGGUGCCAUAAAAUACGGAUUAAGUGCAUUUUAUAUUAUUUUUUGCGUUUUGUCUACCAUCUACCCUGUCGUUUGUGUAAUAUUUAUAUUGAAAUCUUUAGGUUAUAAAAAAAAUAUCGGUGGAUGUCAAUGUUUUGUUGUUUUAGAUAAUAUUUAUUGACAUUAUGUGAUGCUACUGGGUGAGAUUAAAGCUUUUUAGUACAUAUCACAUGGAACAUAUAUGUUUAUUUACGAAACUUAAAUAAAUUUGGUACUUUUAAGCUAAAUAUCUGUAUUACAUAUAUCAUAUACGUAUGUUUGUACAGAAGUAUACACUUUACUAAAGGGUAAUUAAAAGCAUCUCUCGAAUGAAAUCAAGCAAAAUGAAUUAUCAAAUUAAUUUGCACCUUUACACGCUCGAUCCGAAAAAGCUUUUGUGCUAAGUAUAUCAUCGAAACUUUAAAAAGCCAAACUCGUAGCCAGUGUGCUUCUAAAAGAAUUCGUGUCUGAGGAAAGCAGUCGCAUCUGGUCGUAAAAUCACACUUCAAACGAAUACACUCGUAUCUACUAUGAUGUGGGGUGCAUCAUAUUUAGUAUUGCUUAGCACAUUUUGUGUAAUAUCUUUAGCACACUCAUCCCAAUUGGAUGAUAUUUUUACUGGAUACUUAAAAAACGUAAAUCUUUAUAAUCCAGAAAAGCACUCACAAAUAGUAAAGCGUCGAAUCUAUGAAGAUAACCAAGAUGGAAGUUUGAAGAAGAUUUCCUUACAAUCGCUUAUUGGCAAUUUAGAGCAGAAUUUUUUACAAUCAGCUUCUAGUGUUGGCAAUCUCGCGCAACAAACAACGGAAUCAACGGAAAGCCAUUUAAGUCCUAUUGAAAAUCAUGCAAUACUCAAAAGAAAAACGGACAAUGAAUCAUUAGGCCAAGCUAUUAUUUUUGAUGAGGAUCACAAUAAAACCAUGGUUGAACCAGAAAGUGUCGAUUCAAUAAAUGCAUCCAACGAAAACAUUUCUAAUAAACAAUCAGGAUCUACUCGGAUACAGGUUGACCAUAUUUCUGUGCAACCACAUCAUGGAAAUUUCCCCAUUGUGCCGGCUUUCCAAUUGCAUCAAACAAAACUUAUAUCCGCUACUUUUAAGGACACUGAUUCUAAACCAACCCAAAUCAUCAUUAGAAAGACAAACAUCCAGGCUACCCCUUUGGAGGAAAAAUCUGAAACUAUUAAUGACCAAAUGGAGAAAAACAACAACACCAAACAAACGGUCAAUGAGGAAACUGAAAAUCUGUUGCCAUCAACAACGAAAAACACGGUUUCCGAUUUAAAACAAACUGAGGCGGAGCUUAAGGCAAAUGUAGCUGAAAUCGAAGCAGAGCCUGUAAUAUUAUCAGCUCGAGUUUAAUUGUUCGCAAGUUAUAUUAUGCUAUUUCUUCUAAAUAUACUAUAUGCAGAUCAGUGUGUGUAGAUGAAUACUCCAUGUCAGUUAUUUAAAAAAGUUGAUACAAAGUGUAAAUACAAAUCAUAUGACCUGCGCAAGCAAACAAAGCAAUUAUGAAACGGGCUCAAAUUGUAAAUUUAAAUACAUAUACUAUAUCUACAUACGUA
Molecule: messenger RNA, 1862 nt
Organism: Bactrocera oleae (olive fruit fly)
Lineage: Eukaryota; Metazoa; Arthropoda; Insecta; Diptera; Tephritidae
Source: RefSeq, a predicted model, not a curated record